This is a messenger RNA of Spirodela intermedia, 1943 nucleotides long. NCBI's taxonomy places the organism in Eukaryota, Viridiplantae, Streptophyta, Magnoliopsida, Alismatales, Araceae. The record is from the annotation of a GenBank genome assembly.
AUGUGGGACAAGCUCUCAAGUUUGGUUCUUCUUAAGUGUAUCCAUCUCUUCAAUCAUAAGAGCAUAUCAUUUGGGAUGACCUAGUGCUUCUAAAUUAGUUUUAAGAGUAAGAUAGUGGAUAAGGUAGAUAUAAAAGCUGAGUAGGUAGGAGAUAAGUGAUGAUAAGAUACAAAGUUAGAAAUGAGAUAGUGUUUACAAGAAAACUUUCCUUUUCGUAAGGCAAUAGGGAGAUUGAGAUCACCUAUCACAGAUGUGCUUGCUUCUGGUCCCUCAAACAUAGGAAGGACUGGUUGUGAAGUAGACACUUCAAGAGGUGAUGAGGGAGCAUUUUGUUACAUGUACACCUAUGUGAUUGGAGGACAUUUAUCUCCCAACCUAUCAUCUAAUUUCUUUGAGAUCCCACUAGGACUGUCCACAAAGGUUGACUUGAUGUAGAGGUAAUAAUUCAUUUAGAGAAUCAAUAUGCUAUGACAUAUGGAAGAUAACUGAUGAUUCCCUCCUCUCUUGGACAAAAAAGGGAAAAUGAAUAAUGUAUUCAAGAAAAAUAGAGAAAACAAUGAACAAAGGGAAAUUAGUUUGAGUGAAUUCCCCUCUCCCUUUCUCUUGUGUCACUUCUACCAUGAUAUCCCCUCUUAUUCACAAGAGAUGUUUAUACUGCUCAGCCCACUCCUUCCCUAAUGUUCACUAUAGAAGCUUCUAAACUAUUCACUUACAACGAACAUGUCUUGAGGGGUACCGUAUCAAUAACAUCAGCAAAAAUAAAGUGUUUAUGAAGGACAAUAACACAUAUCCUUUUUGAUUGUGAGAGUAUCUUAAGAAAAUACAUUUCAUAGACUUAAGAUCAAGUUUAUCUCAACUUGUAUCUAAAUGAUGGACAAAACAAGUACAUCCAAAAACAUUUGGUGAUACAUGAUAUAAUGGGCUAGUAGGAUAAAGAAUGAAAUAAUGAUUCUGUUAAUUCAUAACUGAUGAUGACAUUUUAAGUAGGUGGUUGUAAGAACAGCAUCACUCUAUAACUCAAGUGGAACAUUUAUAUGUAAAAGUAAAGUACGGGCUGUCCCAAUAGUAUGACGAUUUUUCCUCUUAGUUAUUUCAUUUUUUUGAGUAUGAGGACAUGAUGAUUAAUGAAUGAUGCCCUAGGUGGUCAAAUAUUAUGUCAAAAAUAAACUAAUACUCUUUUACAUUAUUAGAGUGAAGUAUUGUAAUAUUCUUUCCAAAUUGAUUCCAAAUUUCAAUGCAAAAUAAGCAAAAGAUAGUGAAUAACUCUGAUUGGUCUUUCAUGAGAUAGUGCUAAGUGAUAUGAGAAUGAUCAUCAAUAAAUAUAACAAAAUAUUAAAACCAAGUUUAUAAGUGACUCGACUUGGGCCUCAUACAUUUGAAUGGACUAAAUCAAAGUUAGAGCCUAUUCUUGAAAGAACUCUUGACCCAAAGUUAAAAUGAUGUUUACCUAAUUGACAUGAUUUUUCUUGAUUAGACAAAUUAGAUACCAUCAAUUUGAGUUUUUCAAGUAGUACAUAAAUGAGACAUGAAUCAGGGAAGAAAGUUAUGACAGCUUGUAGAAAUUGAGUGAGUUUACUAGUAAAAAUAAGAUUAAAAAGAAAUUUGAGAAUGUGCAAAAUAAAUCUGAGAGGAAGGUUGGGGUUAGGAUAUGAAGAUUCUUUACCUAUGAUAGUAAAAAAACUAGGAUGACUAAACUAGGAUGACUAAAAUAGGAUGUGAAAUUGUUGGAUAUAUAAUAUGGUUACUCGUGCUUGAGUCAAGAACCCAAUGGGGUGAUUCACCCAAAGAGGAUGUAGAUGUGUGAGAGAAGCAUGCUGUAGAUGUCCCAGGUGUAUCCGAAGUAGUAAUGGGUAUUAAUACUUAUUGGGCCCGUGCAGCUGCAGUAGGAUUUGAAAAAGGAAUUGAUCGUGAUUUGGAACCUGUUCUUCCACGACCUCUCUUAG